ACCAUGCUGGGGCGAAACUACACCUCCGUGUCUGAGUUCAUCCUCGUCGGCUUCUCCGCCUUCCCCCACCUUCAGCUGACGUUUCUCCUGCUCUUCCUGCUCAUGUACCUGUCCACGCUGCUGGGAAACCUGCUCAUCACGGCCACCGUGUGCAGCGAGCGCGGCCUGCACACGCCCAUGUACCUCUUCCUGUGCGUCCUGUCCAUCUCCGAGGUCCUCUACACCUUGGCCGUCAUCCCGCGCAUGCUGGCCGACCUGCUCUCCGCCCACCGCUCCAUCGCCUUCCCGGCCUGUGCCGCCCAGAUGUUCUUCUCCUUCUCCUUUGGCUUCACCCACUCUUUCCUGCUCACCGUCAUGGGCUACGACCGCUACGUGGCCAUCUGCCACCCCCUGCGCUACAACGUGCUCGUGAGUCCCCGGGGCUGUGCCUGCCUGGUGGCCUGCUCCUGGGCUGGGGGCUCCAUCAUGGGGACGGUGGUCACGACAGCCGUUUUCCACCUCACCUUCUGUGGACCCAAUGAGAUCCACCAUUUCUUCUGCCACGUGCCACCUCUGCUGAAGUUGGCCUGUGGGGAUGACGUAGUGGUGGUGGCCCUGGGCGUGGGCUUGGUGUGCAUCGUGGCCCUGCUGGGCUGCUGUCUGCUCAUCCUCCUCUCCUACGCCUUCAUCGUGGCCACCAUACUGAAGAUCCCUUCAGCUGAGGGUCGGCACAAAGCCUUCUCCACCUGUGCGUCCCACCUCACUGUGGUGGUCGUGCACUACGGCUUCGCCUCUGUCAUUUACCUCAAGCCCAAGGGUCCUCAGUCUCUGGAAGGGGACACCCUGAUGGGCAUCACCUACACGGUGCUCACGCCCUUCCUCAGCCCCAUCAUCUUCAGCCUCAGGAACAAGGAGCUAAAGAUCGCCAUGAAGAAGACGUUCUUCAUCAAAGUCCUUUCCCAGAACUCCUGA
Cynocephalus volans (Philippine flying lemur) is the source of this 951-nucleotide messenger RNA. RefSeq names its product olfactory receptor 10H5-like. The transcript has a single exon. The coding region runs from base 4 to 951 and encodes 315 amino acids. The record is from RefSeq and is a predicted model, not a curated record. NCBI's taxonomy places the organism in Eukaryota, Metazoa, Chordata, Mammalia, Dermoptera, Cynocephalidae. Gene Ontology annotation, biological process: detection of chemical stimulus involved in sensory perception of smell; G protein-coupled receptor signaling pathway. Gene Ontology annotation, cellular component: plasma membrane. Gene Ontology annotation, molecular function: G protein-coupled receptor activity; olfactory receptor activity.